CAGAGUGCAUCGCCUGUGUGCUCCGCCUGUGAGAAGGAUACUAUCGUUACUGCCGCGAGACUGGUAGCAAUGUCUAAUAGUGGAUAAAUCUGAGUACAGUGUAUUGAUCAUCGGAUCAUUCUAAGAGAUAUGUUGGCGUGUCCACCAGGUAAUGUUUGAAAGCCCCUAGAAAGGAACCUGUCAUCUUGUGCAGCUUCAUGUAUGUCCUGCUCGUGGCCUCCACUUUACCAGUCUCUGCAUUCCUCCCUCCGCUGCGUUAAGCCAAUCACAGCACAGACGCCAUUGCCAUGGACACGGAUUCAAUCCACUCCGGCUAUUCCCACCACUCCAACAGAUCACGAGGGUCAAACAAACAGAGUGAGCGCAGCAGCAGGGAUCGACACAAACCUCACAGCCGCGACAGCAGCAGCCGCUCAGACAAGAAUGUGACGAUCAGCGCGUCGUCUGUGCAGCCGCAGCCGCCUGAUCAGAGCUCCGCCCCUACAGACGCCCAGGAUGACAACUGGGGCGAAACCACAACAGCAGUCACUGGAACAUCAGACCACAGCUUGUCUCAAGAGGACCUGGCAGGCUUUGGGAAGGACACGGAGGGUCCAGUUGAGAAAUUGAACUGUAUACGCUUCCUUCCUUUGGCCCUGACCCUCUUCUUGGGCUUGCUGGUCCUGGUCACCCCUCUGUCCUUCCUGGUUCUGCCGCAGUUGAUGUGGCCGGAGCGCCUGCAGACUUGCGGUACUGCAUGUGAGGGCCUGUUUCUCUCGCUGGCCUUCAAGCUUCUCAUCCUGCUGCUGGCUGGCUGGGCUCUGUUUAUGCGGCCGACAAGAGCCUCUCUGCCCAGAAUAGCAGUGUUUCGUGCCCUGCUGGGUUUGCUGACACUUCUCCUGCUGCUCUCCUAUUGGCUGUUUUUUGGAGUUCGCAUAUUGGACUCACAGGAUGACAACUACCAAGGCAUAGUGCAGUUUGCAGUAUCACUGGUGGAUGCUCUACUGUUCAUCCAUUACCUGGCAGUGGUUCUGCUAGAGAUCCGACAUCUGCAGCCCUGCUUCUCUCUGUGUGUCGUUCGGUCCACUGAUGGAGAAACUCACCACUAUAACAUGGGACAACUCAGUAUUCAGCGGGCAGCCCUGGUAAUUCUUGAACACUAUUAUAAGGAUUUCACAGUUCACAACCCUGCCCUACUGACAGCUGCUAAGUCCAGGGCGGCUAAACAUCUGGCCGGGCUGAAAGUCUAUAAUGUGGAUGGUGCUGGAAGUGAUGCUGCAACGGCUCAGUCUCGAGCAAAAAUGGCAGCUGCCGCACGACAGAGAGACACCAGUCACAAUGAGCUAUACUACGAGGAAGCAGAGCAUGAUAGACGAGUCCGAAAGCGCAAAGCACGACUGGUGGUGGCAGUAGAGGAGGCGUUCACACAUGUCAGACGGCUGCAGGAUGAGGAGAAAAAGAAGCCACCAGGAGAUGAGAUGGACCCACGUGAGGCGGCGCAGGCCAUCUUUCCCUCCAUGGCUCGAGCGCUGCAAAAAUACCUCCGCACCACCCGCCAGCAGCACUGCCACAGCAUGGACAGCAUUCAGGCACACCUGGCUUUCUGCAUUACAAACAACAUGACCCCGAAGGCAUUUCUGGAAAGUUAUCUGACUGCUGGCCCCACAAUGCAGUACGGGAGAGAGAGCUCUCAGACUCGCCACUGGACACUGGUCAGCGAGGCGUCCGUCACCAGUCCCCUCCGGCACGGCUCUGAGUUCCAGCUUAAAUCAUCUGACUUCAGCCUAGUGGUCACCAGCAAAACCAUCCCGCACCUCAAACUGUCCGAGGAGUACGUCCAUCCCAAAUCACACAAGUUUGUACUACAACUACAGUCUGAGACCUCUGUCUGAUGGAGUGGGCUGCUCUCGUCCAUUUGCUUUUUCUACGCUUGUAAAUUUCGGACUAGUACUAUUUUGUUUUGAAAUUCUUUUUUCACUUUUUCACAGUUUAUAAAUGGCAUUUUACAUGAUGUAUGUAUUUUGAUACAAUAUUUGUUAUUACUGAGAACAGAAGAGAACAAAAAACAAGAGAAAAAAUGUACCUGUAAUGUGUGUUAUCUGAUGACCUAGUGCUGACUGGUGUGAUUGUGCGUUUGUGCUCCUUGUCUGUAUGUUUCGUUUUGCAUAGAGCAAAUGCUAGUUAAGUAAUGUGAUAAACGGCAAAUUUUGCUUUUGCAAGCAGAUAUUGUUUAGCAUAUCUAUGCUUAUGAGGCCUGUAUGUUUUAUCAGUUCACCACAACACAAAUGAGUGUUGAUUCAUAUUGAAGUAUCAUGAGAUCAGGUAAGUUUGGAAACACUGCUUGAGGAUUGCGAAAUUGCACCGGCAAAAAAAUCUUGUCUGCUGUCAAUACUGCUGAGAUGUCAUUUAAUUAAUAUUUAGGAGUUUAAAAUUCUAAAUUGGAUAAGAAACAGUAUACAGAGAGAGAAAUAAUUCAGAAAAAGCACCUCAUUACCAGAUUUGUAUCAUAAUUUUAAAAUAUGUAUUAAUAUAAAUAUAUAUAAUAUAUCCAGUGUUGGGACAAUGCAUUACAAGUAAUGUGAGUUAUGUAAUAAUAUUACUUUUCUAAGUAACGAGUAAAGUAACACAUUACUUUUAAAAAUCAAGUUAUAAUAUUUGAGUUAGUUUAAUUAAUUAGCUUUAAAAUAUAUAUAUAUAUAUAUAUUGCUGAAUUAAAAUAAAGUAGUCACAAUAAAUUACGCAGUCAAUGAGAGAAUGUUCAUAAUUUUGAACACAUCAAAGAAAAGGGCAUCGUCUGAAUGUACAGUGAUUUCACUUAAGACAAAUAGUACAAAAGUGACAAACACAAUGCUUUAAACUUUCAAUAAUCUGAAUAUACGGCAUAUAUAGCUCUGGGGUCAGGAAGUUCCCUGAAAACAUCCUAAAAAUAUAUAUUUUAUGUGUUUUUUAAGGUAAAUUAAGGUCAUACAGUACAUUGUUAAUUGCAGAGCUCCUCUGUUUAAAAAAGAAAGAAAAAAAACAAGUUCUGAAAGAGAUCAAGCCUCAGCCAGGUAAUAAAAAAUAACGCAAAAGUAACUCAAAAGUAAUGUAACACAUUGUUUACCAUAAAAAGUAACUAAGUAACACAACUAGUUACUUUUUUGGGAGAGUAACUCAAUAUUGUAAUGCAUUACUUUCAAAAGUAACUUUCCCCAACACUGAUAUAACAAAAAGCACUUUGUUAAACAUCUUAAACAACAAAGGUUAUUGGGGAGAUUAAGUUCCCAAAAUGUAAUUCGAAAGCAUGAUUAAAUUGAACACUUAUAGAUCACAAACAAUGGAAAACUAUCUGUUAAUUGUAACUUUUCCAGUGCCAUAAUAAUAGCAUGAUAUAGCCAAACAUGAUCAUUUUCAGCCUAUUGGGUUAUUUUAUUUCUGCAGUUUUAAUAUCUUGGAAGAAAAAGGAGUAAAAUGUAAAAGGAAAAAAACAGCCUUUCCUUUGUGAUGAAUAAAUUGUGAUUUGUAGUUCA
Messenger RNA from Danio aesculapii, 3488 nucleotides. It is a transcript of the gene vangl1, whose product is annotated as VANGL planar cell polarity protein 1. The transcript is spliced from 9 exons. The coding region runs from base 288 to 1871 and encodes 527 amino acids. NCBI's taxonomy places the organism in Eukaryota, Metazoa, Chordata, Actinopteri, Cypriniformes, Danionidae. The record is from RefSeq and is a predicted model, not a curated record. Gene Ontology annotation, cellular component: plasma membrane. Gene Ontology annotation, biological process: multicellular organism development.